Chaetura pelagica (chimney swift) is the source of this 1428-nucleotide messenger RNA. RefSeq names its product tubulin, epsilon 1 (gene TUBE1). Gene Ontology annotation, biological process: microtubule cytoskeleton organization; mitotic cell cycle. The transcript is spliced from 12 exons. NCBI's taxonomy places the organism in Eukaryota, Metazoa, Chordata, Aves, Apodiformes, Apodidae. Gene Ontology annotation, molecular function: structural constituent of cytoskeleton; GTP binding. Gene Ontology annotation, cellular component: cytoplasm; microtubule. The record is from RefSeq and is a predicted model, not a curated record. The coding region runs from base 1 to 1362 and encodes 453 amino acids.
AUGGCGCAGGCCGUGGUGCUGCAGGAACUUCAGAAAGGAAUUUAUGAUGAAGCAUUAAGCAGUUUCUUUAGGAACGUGGAUACAAGAAGUGGUGGUGAUGGUCCUGAUAUUUCCAAAGGAAAAAUCUGCUCUUUAAAAGCUCGAGCGCUGUUGAUUGACAUGGAGGAGGGAGUGGUAAAUGAGAUUCUGCAGGGACCACUGAGGGAUGUGUUUGAUAGCAAGCAGCUUGUCACAGAUGUUUCUGGUUCAGGAAACAACUGGGCUGUAGGGCAUAAGCUGUACGGCUGUCGGUACCGGGAGAGCAUUGUGGAGAAGCUGAGGAGAGCUGCAGAGCACUGUGACUGCCUGCAGUGCUUUUUCAUCAUUCAUUCUAUGGGGGGGGGGACUGGAUCUGGUCUUGGAACUUUUGUACUAAGUUUGCUGGAAGAUGAAUUCCCAGAAGUGUAUAGAUUUGUCACUUCAGUUUACCCCUCUGGUGAAGAUGAUGUUAUUACUUCUCCAUAUAACAGUGUUCUGGCUAUGAAGGAGCUUAAUGAACAUGCAGACUGUGUGAUACCAAUAGAGAAUGAAUCCCUGUUUGAUAUAGUUAAUAAAAUCCAUCAGGUGACCAGCUCUGGGAGGCUAGGGUCAGCUGUGAAGCACAGCAGCUUGGUCACAUCCAGUGCAGGCCAUGCCAGAAUCCUUCCAGAGAAGCCAUUUGAUGCCAUGAAUAAUAUUGUAGCCAACUUGCUGCUCAACCUGACCAGCUCUGCUAGGUUUGAAGGUUCCCUUAACAUGGAUCUUAAUGAAAUCAGCAUGAAUUUGGUUCCAUUUCCUCGACUUCAUUACUUGGUUUCAAGCUUGACUCCUCUGUACACCUUGGCUGAUGUCAAUGUACCCUCUAGAAGGUUGGACCAGAUGUUCUCAGAUGCUUUUAGCAGGGAGCAUCAGCUGCUUGGGGCAGACCCCAAGCACAGCCUCUACCUGGCCUGUGCUCUGCUGCUCCGAGGGAACGUGCAGGUCUCGGACCUUCGCAGGAAUAUUGAGAGGUUGAAGCCUUCCCUGCACUUCGUCUCCUGGAAUCAGGAGGGCUGGAAAACUGGCUUGUGCUCAGUACCUCCUGUGGGCCAUUCCCACUCCCUUUUGGCUUUAGCAAACAACACCUGUGUGAAACCAACUUUUAUUGAGCUUAAAGACAGGUUUAUGAAGCUCUACAAGAAAAAGGCUCACCUGCACCAUUACUUGCAUGUCGAUGGGAUGGAGCAAAGCUGCUUCUCUGAAGCAAUCUCAUCUUUGUCUGACCUCAUAGAAGAGUACAAUGAGCUGGAUGCCACAAAAGGUGGGCCUAGAACAGACCCAUCAAGACUGAAGAUAGCUGUUUGAGGAGGGAAGAACUGCUUUUGUAAAGAACAAAACUCCCCAGAGCAUCCAACCCCUUCAGCUAACCAG